This is a messenger RNA of Ochotona princeps (American pika), 1352 nucleotides long. RefSeq names its product arylacetamide deacetylase-like. The coding region runs from base 110 to 1309 and encodes 399 amino acids. Lineage: Eukaryota; Metazoa; Chordata; Mammalia; Lagomorpha; Ochotonidae. The record is from RefSeq and is a predicted model, not a curated record. Gene Ontology annotation, cellular component: membrane. Gene Ontology annotation, molecular function: carboxylic ester hydrolase activity. The transcript has 5 exons.
GAGGUUAUGCAGUGGUACAUGAGGAAGCUCAAGACACACAAUGAAAAUUCAACAUCUGAAUGACUCAAAAGUGAACUUGCCAAAGUAGAAAGAGGAGAAGAGAACCACCAUGGGGAAAAAGCUCAUUUUGCUUCUGACUGUCGGGGUCCUCGCAUCCUACUAUGUUUACACUCCUCUCCCUGAUAAUAUCGAGGAACCAUGGAAACUGACAUGGAUGGUCACAGUCUCAAAAACAGUCACGUAUUUGAAUCGAUUUUCUGAGUUCUUAGGAACCAACCGUUUCGUGAACAUCGCAGCACUGUUCUUAAAAGUUCAAGAAGUCCCACCCACAUCUGAUGAAAAUGUCACCGUGACAGACACAACAUUCAACAACAUUCCUGUCCGUGUGUAUGUGCCCAAACGCAGGUCUGGGGCGCUGAAGAGGGGCUUGUUUUUUAUUCAUGGUGGUGGUUGGUUCUCAGGUAGUGUUGCUAUGUCUUCUCAUGACUUCCUCUCAAGAGAGACAGCUGAGAGACUUGAUGCUGUAGUUGUUUCAACCAGCUACAGAAAAGCACCCAAGCAUCAUUUUCCCAUUCAAUUUGAGGAUGUCUAUAACUCAUUGAAGUGGUUCUUACGCCAAGACAUUCUUGAAAACUACGGAGUAGAUCCAGAGAGAAUUGGUGUGUCUGGAAGCAGUUCUGGUGGAAAUUUAGCUGCAGCAGUGACUCAGCAGCUCAGUGAGGAUCCAAGUGUCAAGAUCAAACUCAAGACCCAGGCUUUAAUCUAUCCUGCCCUCCAACCUCUUGAUAUGGACCUACCAUCAUACCGAGAAAACGCGCAUUUUCCAACUCUGCACAAAUCAGACGUAGUCAAGAGCUGGAGUAACUAUUUCACCACAGACAAAUCACUUGAAAAGGCCAUGUUACUCGGUCAGCAUGUCCCAGCUGAAUCAAGCCACCUGUUCAAAUUUGUUAAUUGGAGUUCCUUGCUCCCUGAGAAAUUCAAGAAAGGCCACAUUUACAACAGACCAAUCCAUGGUAGUUCUGAUCUAGCAAAAAAAUACCCAGGGUUGUUGGAUGUGAGAGCAGCGCCCCUUCUGGCUGAUGACACUCAGUUGCGUGGCUUGCCCAGGACCUAUGUUGUGACCUGUCAGUAUGAUAUUCUGAGAGAUGAUGGAAUCAUGUAUGUCACCCGACUCCAGAACGCUGGUGUUCAGGUGACUCAUAACCAUGUAGAUGAUGGAUUCCAUGGAGCAUUCUUACUUCUGGAUUUUAAAAUUAGUUACCGAAUAAUAAAUCAUUAUAUUGAUUGGUUAAGAGAAAAUCUGUAGUAACAAUCUAAGGAAUGGCUUAUUAAAAUAUUUAAAUGAUGGA